Messenger RNA from Trichoderma asperellum CBS 433.97, 869 nucleotides. NCBI's taxonomy places the organism in Eukaryota, Fungi, Ascomycota, Sordariomycetes, Hypocreales, Hypocreaceae. The record is from RefSeq and is a predicted model, not a curated record.
AACAACAUUCCUGGUUAGACAACCACUUCAUCAUACACACUCCCUUUUUACAAGACAUUUAACUUGUCGUCAAACUACAUUCAAAAUGUUUGCUACCUUCACUGCCCUCCUUGCUGCCUCCGCCGCCUCCGUCUCGGCCGUUGCCAUCCGUGGUAACAGCGGAAGCGCCAGUAUCACUCCUCACGAGCAGUACUCGUCCUCCAUUGGUGUUUUGGGCUGCAAGGUCAACACCAACCGCAUUGCUUACUGGCCCAUGGGCGUCGACUGCAACAACAUCUGCGUCAAGGUCACCAACGGCGACCGCAGCCUCCACCUCCUCAAGAUCGACCAGUCCGGCGGCGCCCACGACAUCUCAUACGAUGCCUGGAACUACCUUGGCUUCGGCGAGAGCGCCAGCUCCAGCCCCCACACCGGUGGCGGUAUCAACAUGAACUACGAGUUUGUUGAUGCCAGCGAGUGCAGCAGCCUUCUGCACGACGGAAAGCUUCCUCUGUCUGCCUCCAACAGCAUGGACUACGUUGCUAGCUGCAUCAGCGAGCCCAACAGCUGGGUUGCCAAGAACUACCAGCUGAUCAACAUGGCCGAUCCCCUCUGCAAGUACGGAUACAACGAGGUCUGCUCCCUUGAUCUUCAGAAGAGCAACCAGCCUACCUGCCCUCACACUCUUGGAGCUCAGCACACUCCCACCGGCGAGUCUGUUACCAACAUUGUUUACGGCACCGGCAAGGCUCAGUCUGCUUAAAUUGAGCGGUGGAGGAUUUAGUUUUGGGGUAUAGAUAAGUCCAUUAUGAAUCUGGCGAUAUUUAGUUGCUCUUACACCAACGUUUGAUGUGACUGAAAGCAGUUUAGCUCUUUUGAGUCGAAUGCUG